Labeo rohita (rohu) is the source of this 1933-nucleotide messenger RNA. RefSeq names its product E3 ubiquitin-protein ligase TRIM39-like. Lineage: Eukaryota; Metazoa; Chordata; Actinopteri; Cypriniformes; Cyprinidae. Bases 97 to 1122 code for a protein of 341 amino acids. The transcript has 5 exons. Gene Ontology annotation, molecular function: protein binding. The record is from RefSeq and is a predicted model, not a curated record.
AGAAGGCACGAGUUACUAACAACUAGAUCUUUCGUCAAAAAACGGAAAAUGCUGAUGUGAUUACGUAUGUCUUUUUUCUGUCUGUAGGCUCAGCUGAUGAAGACACAGAAAGAUGUGCAGCAGAUGAUCCUGGACAGUAUCAGGAAGAUUCAAGACAUUGAAUACUUUGCAGAUCUCAGAAAAAAAAGCAUAGAGCAAGAGAAAGCAGCUAAUGUUGAGCUCUUCAGUGAUCUGAUCCGCUCAAUUGAGAGCUGUCAGGCUGAGCUGCUGGAGAUGAUGGAGGAGAAGCAGAAAGCAGCACAGAAACAAGAUAAAAAGCUCAUUCAAGAGCUGCAGCAGGAAAUCACUGAGCUCAAGAUGAGAAAAACUGAUGUGGAUCAUCUCUUACAUAUUGAGGAUCACCUCCACCUCCUACAGAUUGAUCCAUCCCUGUACAGAGCUCCAGACCCCAGGAACUGGCCUGAGAUCAGUAUGAACACUGAUGUGAGUGUGGAGACUCUGAGGAGAGCUCUGACUCAACUGCAGGAAACUCUAGAUGAGAAACUCAGUCAAUCCGUGUUGAGUAAGAUGCAGCAAUAUGCAGUGGAUGUGACUCUGGAUCCUGAUACAGCUCAUUUAAAUCUCAUUCUGGCUAAUGAUGGGAAACAAGUGAGACAUGGAGACAUUAAGCAUGAACGCCCAGAUUACCCAGAGCGGUUUAAUUACAGUGCCAGUGUCCUGGGAAAAGAAGGAUUCUUGUCAGGUAGAUUUUAUUUUGAAGUACAGCUGAAGAGAAAGACUAAGUGGGAUGUAGGAGUGGCCAGAGAAUCUAUUAACAGAAAGGGACAGAUCACAGUGAGCCCUCCGUAUGGAUUCUGGGCUCUGGCACUGAGGAAUGGGAAUGAAUACUGCGCUUGUGAUGAUCCCGCUGUCCCUCUGUCUCUGAGCGUUAAACCGCAGAAGGUGGGGGUGUUUGUGGAUUAUGAGGAGGGUCUGGUCUCCUUCUAUGAUGUGGACUCCAGAUCUCAUAUCUACUCUUUCACUGGACAGUCUUUCACUAAUAGACUAUAUCCAUAUUUUUGCCCCUUUCCUAAUGAUACCGAUAAAGAUUCAGUACCAAUGAUCAUCUCAACCCAAAUAUGAAAUACAGCUCUUUAUUUUUAUUGUUUAUGACAUGUUCAUCUGAAAGGAGUAUAUAAUGUGCACAGCUGCUGUUAGACAAAAAAGAAAAUGUUAUAGUGUUUUAUAGUGUUUAUAGUCAUAGUGUUUUCCAUCUGCUUUUUAGCUUAGAAAAUCUGCUAUUAUUAUGCAUGAUCUGCAAAAAUCCUACAAAAACAAUACAAAUGUAAACAUUUGCACAAUUUGAGAAUAUCCUGUAAGUUUCUGCCUAAUUAUUGUAUCAGACAAGGCUGAAUCCAGCUUCUUAUUCGCAGCUUUUUAUUGACGCUAUCCGUUCCACCUUAAAAAACGCGACGCUUCCGCCUUUCUUAGCUUCUUAUUCACGCUCGACUUAAGGAACACCCUCUUUUUUAAAUACGAACAAUAAACGAUUGUUAAAUGUAAAUAACACUGAGAUAAGAGCGUAAACAGACUGUCAACAUGAAAUCUAAUUACAUUAUUCGUUAGUUAUUGAACGUAUCAUUCUUUGAACGUGCCAAACGAUUUUUUUUUAAUCUAGCCUCUUAUGAAGACUUAAUAUGGGCCAGCACCUGUGAAUAGAUGACACCUACCCCUGCGAGGACUCCAGAUACAAAAUUAUGGCGUUUUCAUUGUUUUAAAAUGCACUCAAAGUUUGCUUAAUGCAUAAAUAGUAUUUGUAAAUAUUAUAAUUUUUACUAGAUUCUGUAAGUACUAUAAUUUGUACUAGAUUUCAACUGUUCUUUCUGAUACCUACUCCUAUAAAUACUAUUCUGGUUUCGUAACAAAAAAAAAAAAAAAAAAAAAACAAGCAUUU